GAAAAAGCCUCUCCCCUUUUUUCUCAACAAAUUCUUUCUUCUUCUUCUUCAACCAACUUUCUCCCAACUUUCCCCGCCGCACGUGUUCCAAUCACCCCAAUCGUCGAUCGAUCCUCAGAGAAAUGGUGAAACUCAGCAACAAUCUGCUCGGGAUCCUCAACGUGAUCUCCCUCCUGAUCUCGAUCCCGAUCAUCGCCGGCGGCGUCUGGCUCUCCAGGCAGUCCAACACCGACUGCGAGCGCUACUUCGAGAAGCCGGUGAUAGCCGUCGGAGUCAUCCUCCUGCUCUUCUCACUCGCCGGCGUCAUCGGCGCGUGCUGCCGAGUCUCCUGGCUUCUCUGGAUCUACCUCGCCGGAGUCUUCGUCCUCAUCGUCGUCCUCUUCGGAUUCACCAUCUUCGCCUUCGUGGUCACCAACAAGGGCGCCGGCGAGGCGAUUUCCGGCAGAGGAUAUAAGGAGUACAGGUUCGGAGAUUACUCCCACUGGUUGCAGAAGAAGGUCGAUCACAACUGGGGAAGGAUCCGGAGCUGUCUCGAGGACAGUAAGAUCUGCCAGAAAUUGAUCGAUGAUGCCAAUAAUAAUAAGAUUGUUGCUGAUAUUUUCUACAAACAACACCUCUCUGCUCUUCAGUCCGGUUGCUGCAAGCCAUCGAACGACUGCAACUUCACGUACGUGAGCCCAACGAACUGGAUCAAGAUGGGGCAGCCCAUCAGGCCCAACACGGACUGUGAUCUUUGGGGCAAUGACCCGAACAGGUUGUGCUACAGCUGCCAGUCAUGCAAAGCCGGGCUGAUCGACAACAUCAAGUCCAACUGGAAGAAGGUGGCCAAACUCAACAUCGCAUUCCUCGUCAUCCUCGUAGUCGUCUACUCUGUCGGAUGUUGCGCUUUCCGCAACAACCGCGAGGAACGACACCGCUCUUCUUGGAAGCCUUAGUUGCUUUUAUAUAUAUAUAUAUAUAUAUAUAUAUAUAUAUAUAUAUAUAUAUAUAUAUAUAUAUAUAUAUAUAUAUAUAUAUAUAUAUUCUCUAUUUUAGCAGAUGCUUUUAUUGUACAGUAUAAUAUUCCUAUUUUUAGUACUCCGUGUUUUUGCUUUUUUUACUCCUAAUAUUCCUAGGAGUAUGUUUCUUGCCUCUUUGUGACUAUUGUUCAGUACUUAGUUGGUGCUCUUGUGUGUGCUUUGUUUGCGUUUCUGUAUUUGAACUGGGUUCACUAGUACUAUUUUCAAGUCAGCGUGCACAUAUUUUGCCAGACCCAACGUUUUGUGGAGUUUUAGUUUGGCAGAUUUAUGGUUUUGAUUUUUUGAGUUUUCUUUACAGUAAAAAAAAUGUGUUCUA
Messenger RNA from Cuscuta campestris, 1335 nucleotides. The record is from the annotation of a GenBank genome assembly. NCBI's taxonomy places the organism in Eukaryota, Viridiplantae, Streptophyta, Magnoliopsida, Solanales, Convolvulaceae.